Candidula unifasciata is the source of this 1479-nucleotide messenger RNA. Lineage: Eukaryota; Metazoa; Mollusca; Gastropoda; Stylommatophora; Geomitridae. The record is from the annotation of a GenBank genome assembly.
AUGAAUGAAUGUGAAUUAGACACAACUUGUCAAAACAAUUCAACAUGCAUUAACAGCUUUGGCAGUUUUACUUGUGCCUGUGUGGAAGGAUGGACUGGGCUAAGAUGCGAAGAGGACAUCAAUGAAUGUGAACUAGGACACUGCAGUAACCUAGGAACAUGCAGUAAUACACCAGGAGGGUUUCAGUGUGAAUGUCCUAUAAGCUGGCAAGGUAACCGAUGUCAGGAGGAUGUAAAUGAAUGUGCCAUGGAGGUAUCUCCAUGCAGAAAUAAUGCCACAUGCCACAAUAUGCUUGGUGGAUUUCAUUGUGAAUGUGCAGAAGGCUGGACAGGACCUCUCUGUGAUGUGGACAUCAAUGAAUGCCUGCUGGUUCCAGACGUAUGUAAAGCAAUAGGUAAUUUCACUGACACAGAAAAUACUACAGAUUAUCAUACAUUAUGUACUAACACUAACCCUGGCUUUGUUUGUACAUGUGAGGACGGCUGGACUGGACCCUUCUGUAAUGAGGAUAUCAAUGAAUGCCUUAUGUCUCCAGGCAUUUGCCGUGUAGAAGUGAUUGCUUCUCAACUAGAAAACUCAACAACUUACCAUACUCUGUGUGUCAACUCUAACCCUGGAUAUGUCUGCAUUUGCCAGGAAGGCUGGACAGGAGAACUGUGUGAUGAAGACAUUGAUGAGUGUUUAGAAAACCCAGAUUUAUGCUCACUCGUAGAUAAUUCUACAGAUAGUAAUGCUCUUUCUGAAGGAAGUCUGACCACAUAUCAUACAGUAUGUUUAAAUACUUAUCCAGGUUUUCUAUGUGCAUGUUCUGAAGGAUGGGCUGGUGAGAACUGUGAUAAUGAAAUUAGCACAGUUACACCUUUACUUGAAAGUACAGUAGAUUACAAAAAUGAAACAAAAGCAAUCUACGACACUACAGCAACAAUGUCUAAUGACACUGGUUAUAGCCACAUGAUUAGUGUUCAUACAAUUAACACUACAGCAGUUACGAAGGAAACUUUUCUGAAUGUACAAACAAGUACAGUAUUCAAUGAUUUCACAAAUGAAGAUUACAGUGGGAAUAGCGAGCUUCAAGCCACUAAAGCAAGCACCACAAAUGAUACAACUGUGAAUACAGAAGACAAUUUUAAUAUUACUAGGGAAAAACAAGAUAUAUCUGUGCCAUUCUACCUGGCAUGCACAAUCAAGCCCACUAUGGAAUGGACUAUCAACAAAGGUCUGAAGCAAAUGUUUCUAGACACUCAUAUGUUUCAAGGGAAGGAACUAACAGUCGUUUACAGAUCACAGGCAGAAACAUUCAAGAACGGGCAGACAGCCACAUCCAUAUACCCUACAGUGGCAGUUAAUGGCAAGAAACUCUCUGAUCAAGACGUUAGUUUUGUCCUCAAUAAAGUUUCUCACAAAAUCAAGGACUAUUUACACUGCCCAUUGUUUCUAGAUGCUGUCCAGGGAAAACGUGCCUUCUCAACUGCACAUCAG